Molecule: messenger RNA, 1377 nt
Organism: Coccidioides posadasii C735 delta SOWgp
Lineage: Eukaryota; Fungi; Ascomycota; Eurotiomycetes; Onygenales; Onygenaceae
Biological process (GO): nucleoside transmembrane transport
Cellular component (GO): fungal-type vacuole membrane
Molecular function (GO): nucleobase transmembrane transporter activity; nicotinamide riboside transmembrane transporter activity
Source: RefSeq, a predicted model, not a curated record
AUGCUGAGAAGUCGUCUCCAGCAGCUCUUCGCGCCGCGCCGGUUGUAUAAACGCGUGGACGUAGAGGACACAGAGCGGGAUGGAGUCGAGGAAGACGUUACACAAGAGGAACCUAUUCCCAGCGCAUUCUCAUGGCUGGAAUACGGGAUAUUUCUAUGGAUGGGGGUAUCCAUGUUGUGGGCAUGGAACAUGUUCCUCGCAGCAGCACCGUACUUUCAACGCCGAUUUGCUUCCGAUCCUUGGAUCCGAACGAAUUUUCAAUCAUCCAUCCUCUCCGUCUCCUGCAUAACUAACCUGACAUCCGUCCUUGUUCUCGCGAAACGCCAGAAAAAUGCCUCCUAUCCUCGAAGGAUCAGGGCUUCCAUGCUUCUCAAUAUCUGUGUAUUUACGCUGCUUGCCUUAUCCACUGUUUUAUUCCGUGGGGUAGCCGUUUGGGUAUACUUCGUCUUCAUCUUGGUUAUGGUGUUUGCAGCUUCCAUGGCUACAGGCACGAAUCAGAAUGGGGUCUUCGCGUAUGUUGCUAGUUUUGGCCGGAAUGAAUAUACACAAGGCAUCAUGGUUGGCCAGGGGGUUGCGGGCGUUUUGCCGUGCAUUGUGCAGGUGAUAGCCGUUCUCGCAGUCCCAGAUGAGCCCAGCGACACCGUGGACGAGGAAAAGGUCCAAUAUCAAUCGGCGAAAUCCGCAUUUGUAUACUUUGCAACUGCAACGAUCGUCUCUUCGAUUGCUUUCGUUGCAUUUCUGCACCUCAAUGGGAAGCAUCAAUCUCGCAUUCUGAAAUCUCCAGGGCUUCCCCCAUUCGAAUCCGACGAGGAGGAAACGCCCACCAAGAGAUCAAUUCCUCUGCUGACUUUGUUCCGGAAAGUACCCUGGGCUGCCUCCGCGAUGUUCAUCACCUUCGCCGCCACCAUGGCUUUCCCGGUUUUCACCGCUGAGAUUCACAGCGUCCGAGAGGCCGAAAGUCCUCCUCCUUCCCGCAUAUUCCAAGCUGCUGCAUUUAUCCCCUUGGGCUUCCUCUUCUGGAACUCCGGGGAUCUCUUGGGCAGAAUGUCAGCUGGACUCCCCAUGCUCAACAAACUAACCCGUCGCCCGUUUCUCUUAUUCGUGAUCUCCUUAGCUCGCAUCUUGUUCGUCCCACUAUACUUAAUGUGCAAUAUCCGUGGAGAGGGCGCGAAAGUUAAGAGUGACUUCUUCUAUUUAUUUGUGGUCCAAUUGCUGUUCGGUGUCACGAAUGGAUACUUGUGCUCUUCGUCCAUGGUCAGCGCGGUAGAGUGGGUGGGCGAAAAUGAGAGAGAGGCUGCAGGAGCAUUCAUGAGUUUGAUGCUCGUCGCAGGGCUUACCACGGGUAGCUUACUGAGCUUUUUCGUUGCAAAGUUAUGA